This is a messenger RNA of Cylicostephanus goldi, 294 nucleotides long. The record is from the annotation of a GenBank genome assembly. NCBI's taxonomy places the organism in Eukaryota, Metazoa, Nematoda, Chromadorea, Rhabditida, Strongylidae.
AUGAAAAUAUUUUACAUUAAUUUCAAGUUCCGUCGUCCAGAAUUGCCGUGGUUUUUUGGGGUUAAAGUUGUAACAAAGCUUUCUAUAACAUCUUGGGGCCAACAUCAACAGCCUCAGGCGGCCCAGCAAGUCCAAGCAUCCCAGCAAUUUGGUGGUGAACAAGCAAAAGACGAACACCAUAUCAAGGAACAUCUGGAUGGUAAGGUGGAUCCAACUGCGAACAUGACACCGGAACAGUUGCAAUUCCACUAUUUUAAUAUGCACGAUCUCGAUAAAAAUGGCAAAUUGGAUGGA